Molecule: messenger RNA, 921 nt
Organism: Gigantopelta aegis
Lineage: Eukaryota; Metazoa; Mollusca; Gastropoda; Neomphalida; Peltospiridae
Product: extensin-like
Exons: 1
Coding region: 1-921 (306 amino acids)
Source: RefSeq, a predicted model, not a curated record
AUGACAUCCAUGCAACCAAUUGUACAACAACCAGUUGUUCAGGUACAACCAAUUCCUCAACAACCUGUAGUGCAACCAACUCCACAGGUUCAGCAACAAGUACUGCAAUCUGCUCUUCAGCAACCAGUACCACAACCUGUUCCCCAGCAACCAGUGGUACAACCAACUCCUCAGCAACCAAUUGUGCAACUUACUCCUCAGCCUCAGGAACCAAUACUGCAAGCUGCUCCUCAGCCUCACCAACCAGUACCACAACCUGCUCCCCAGCAACCAAUAAUGCAACCUACUCCACAGCCUCAGGAACCAAUACUGCAACCUGCUCCUCAGCAACCAGUAUUGCAACAUGCUCCACAGCAAACAGUAGUACAACAUGUUCCUUUACUGCAACCUACUCCUCAGUCUGUUGUCCAGCCACAACAGUUAACUACAACAACAGUCAUUCCUUUAACUAAACCUCUGGAAUUAUCUCCCCCUCCAUCACCACCACCAGCUUCACUGUUAUUUUCUGAUGACCCUCCACCAUCACCACCACAACCUUUCAAUAGUCCUCCUCCACUACCAUCCCCAUCACCUGCACCUAAUGAAGUUCCUCGUCCAUUUAAUGAAGCACCUCCACCUCCACCUGGAGGAGCAUCACCUCCACCUCCACCUGUGGAGCACCUCCUCCUCCACCACCUCCACCUCCACCUGGCGAAGCACACCUCCUCCUCCACCACCUCCACCUCCACCUGGCGGAGCACCUCCCCUCCACCUCCACCUGCGGAGCACCUCCUCCACACCUCCACCUCCACCUGGUGGAGCACCUCCUCCUCCACCACCUCCACCUGGGGAGCACCACCAUCUGGUGGAGCACCUCCUCCUCCACCUCAGUCAUCUAGUGGUCCCAAACUAUAUCUACUUCUGUACAUAUUAACGAAAUAA